This is a messenger RNA of Suillus subaureus, 420 nucleotides long. RefSeq lists its product as uncharacterized. NCBI's taxonomy places the organism in Eukaryota, Fungi, Basidiomycota, Agaricomycetes, Boletales, Suillaceae. Gene Ontology annotation, molecular function: protein C-terminal S-isoprenylcysteine carboxyl O-methyltransferase activity. The annotation marks the transcript as partial. The transcript has 2 exons. Gene Ontology annotation, cellular component: membrane. Gene Ontology annotation, biological process: C-terminal protein methylation. The record is from RefSeq and is a predicted model, not a curated record.
UCCCUCCUCAAAGUACCACUCAUUCUCUCGCCCCCUAUUGCGAUGCACGUAGCGUUCACGCCUCCUCAUACCCCCACAAGUGACGAUGUUGUCCACGAGAACUUCAUUGAGUGGAUUCUCCUUCAGGAUAUCAACUAUGGGCUGCCAAUCACAAAGGCAGUUUCCUGGGCUAUUGCUUCCACAGAACUCGCUAUCACUGCCUCACACGCUGUAGAUCCCAGCAUGUUUCCCAACGGGUUACAAGCAGUAACCGGCUCACUUCGAGCGAUUCAAGACGUUUCCAUCACUUCCCUUUUCCUUGUCGGCACCACACUCAUCGUCAUUGGAGGAUUCAUCCGCUGGUGGUGUUUUCGCACUCUUGGUCGUUUUUUCACGUUCAAGCUCAGUGUCCGCAAAGGGCACCAGCUUGUCACGAGUGGA